This is a messenger RNA of Galeopterus variegatus (Sunda flying lemur), 4758 nucleotides long. RefSeq lists its product as uncharacterized. NCBI's taxonomy places the organism in Eukaryota, Metazoa, Chordata, Mammalia, Dermoptera, Cynocephalidae. Gene Ontology annotation, biological process: regulation of DNA-templated transcription. Gene Ontology annotation, cellular component: nucleus. The transcript has 16 exons. The record is from RefSeq and is a predicted model, not a curated record.
CGCCCUCCUGUGGCGAGCCCUUUGUGAAGGGGACACCGGAGAUGGAGGGGGCUCGUUAAAGGACGGGCGUGACCCAGGUCGCUGAGGGGCCUCCGUAGAGAGGCCUGGCCCGCUCCGCUCGCGUCCGCCUGGGCUGCGGGUCCUCCCAGGGCCGAAAGGCCGCUCGGGGCGUCGGUCUCCCGCCUGGAGACGGUGGAGAAGUGCCUUAAGGGCGCGUCCGCGGGGGCUUUACAUAUUGUGUGCCCUCCUCUUUAAAAGCCUCCGAAGCAGCCUUCGUCAAUUACUUUUCCAGAAGGAAGAGAAUUUCCUCCGUUUGAGUCAGGUUGACUCCGGCCCCGAGCAGCUCACAGACCCGGCGAAACCGGCGCUUUUUGACCUAAGAAUACUCAGAUAUUCUCUUCAUAUGAACUUCCCAGGGCUAUACAACACCACAGAGCUUCACAACCGGGCCUCCAGGAAGAAAAGAUGGAGGCUUUCUUACAUUGAAGGAGAAGAAUUUCUGCCAAUCGUGGCACAUUGACUUCAGCCCUCUUUCCUUAUGCCUCUGGACCUGGCGAUUAUGGCGUGUUCAGGAGGUCUUCUUUCUAAGAACCCGAUCUGCCUUCAUAAAGAAAAGAUAUAGGCAGCAAGGAUGGUGGCUGACUAUCUGAUAAAUUGUAAUCAGGACCCAGUGACCUUUGAUGAUGUGGCUGUGGACUUCAGUCGAGAAGAGUGGAUUUUAUUGGAUCAAACUCAGAGAAACCUAUACAGAGAUGUGAUGCUGGAGAACUACAAGAACCUGGCCUUAGUUGGAUACCAGCUGUUCAAACCCAGCCUGAUCUCUUGGCUGGAGGAAGAAAAAGAGUUGAGAAAGAGAGUUCUCCAAGAAUGGCAACUUAAAAACAAAGGGUCAGCACUUCAGCAGGAUAUUAUUCGGUUAAAAACAACAAAUGGGAUACAAUUGGCAGGAAGCCACCAUAGAGGGGAACUCUAUGACUGUAAGCAAUGUGGAGAAAUUGCCAGUGAACACUCAUGCCUUAAGACACACAUGAGAACUCAAAAUACAAGGGAUACUUGUGACUGUAAUCAGUAUGGAAAAGACUUUCCUAAUCUGCACAAGAAAACCUCUGUGGGAGAAAAACUUUCCAUGUUGAAUCACUGUGAAAAAACCUUUAGCCUUACUCCAGAUGUUGUUUCCCAGAGCACGUACAUGCCUGACAAAUCCUUUGAAUGCAGUGACUUUGGGAAAGCAUUCCUUAACAAGUCACACCUUCAGGCACAUAAGACAACUCACAAUGGGGAAAAACUCUACAAAUGGAAGCAAUGUGGGAGGGCUUUUUCACACACCACAAGCCAUUCUGUGCCUGCUCUAAUAAAUACUGUAAAAAAGCCCUAUGAAUGUAAGGAAUGUGGGAAAGUCUUUAGAUAUUCCUCACACCUAAAUAAUCAUGUGCGAACCCACACUGGGGAGAAACCCUAUGAAUGUCAGGAAUGUGGGAAGUCCUUCACUAUUUCUUCAAGCCUAACUGAACAUAUAAGAAUUCAUACUGGAGAGAAACCCUAUGAAUGUAAGGAAUGUGGAAGAGCAUUCACUCGGUGCUCAGGCCUUUCUAAACACGUACGAACACACACUGGAGAUAAGCCCUUUGAGUGUAAGAAAUGUGGAAAAGCCUUUAUUGACCACUCAAAUCUUACUAAUCAUGUACAAACACACAUGGGAGAGAAGCCCUAUGAAUAUAAGGAAUGUGGGAAUGCUUUCACUGAGCACUCAAAUCUUACUAAACGUGUACAAACAUAUGCUAGAGAGAAGCCCUUUGAAUGUAAGGAAUGCGGGAAAGCCUGCAGUACGUUUUAUCUACUAACUGUACAUCUAAAAACUCACACAUGGGAGCCUUUUGAAUGUAAGGUAUGCAGAAAAUCUUUUAAAUAUUCAUCGUACCUUAAUAAUCACUUUCUAAUUCACACUGGAAUAAAACCAUAUAAAUGUAAGGACUGUGGGAAAGCCUUCCUUUUUUCCUCAACUCUACGUACUCAUGUAAGGAUUCACACUGGAGAGAAACCCUAUGAAUGUAAGGAAUGUGGGAAAGCCUUCUCAUUUUCUUCAAACCUAACUACACACGUAAGAACUCACACUGGAGAGAAACCCUAUGCAUGUGAGGAAUGUGGGAAGUCCUUCACUCAGUCCUCAGGUCUUGCUAAACAUGCACGAACUCACAGUGGUGAGAAGCCCUAUGAAUGUAAGGAAUGUGGAAAAACUUUUACUACAAACUUUGGUCUUAUUGAACAUAUAAGAACUCACACUGGAGAGAAGCCCUUUGAGUGUAAGAUGUGUGGGAAAGCAUUUACAUAUUUUUCAAACCUUUCUGUACAUCAGAGAACUCACACUGGACAGAAGCCCUUAGAGUGUGAGAUAUGUGGGAAAGUAUUUACACAGUUCUCAAGUCUUAAUAAUCACAUACAAACUCACAGUGUUCAAAAACCUUAGGUAUGUAAAGAAUGUGGGAAGUCCUUUAUAACACAUUCCUUAAUAUUCCCAUGUGGUCCUGCACUGGAGAAAAACUAUUAUGAAUGGAAACAAUUUUGGAUACUUCAAUUGGUUUACAACCCAGAGGCCCACAUCAACUCAAGUGGGUACUCACUUGAAAGGAUAUCCCAGUCCCACAUCCCAGAUGACAUUAUCCUGGGCCAAAAUUUCACCUGCCAAGAUGACAUUGCUUCAGAAGACAUUGCGCUGACCCAAGAAUUCGCCAUUAGAGAUGAAUUUGCCCCACGUGCUGGAUACUACUACCUCACCCCUUACACUAAAACCUCCACCCAGAGAUUCCCUGCGAGUCGACCCCGGGGUCCAUCCGCACCCACCCGAGAGGAGACUAGACUUUCCCGGCUGAAGUGUACAACGUGGCUGAGGUCCGAGUGCCGGAGCCAACCCAAACUAGACACCGGAAGCGGAAGUGACGUCAGCGGCGCACCGCCAUCUUCCCAGGCUUUUCUUGCGCGAGUACUCGGGAGACGUUCCUGCUUGGUCGUCGUUGUCAACUCGGCCCUGGCGAGUCCCGGUGAAGGGGAUAGGCAGGCGGUGAAAGUUCAAGCUUGGCCUGGGCCACCGAGGGGCCUCCCGAGAGAGGCCCGGCCCGCUCUGCUCGCCUCCGCCGAGGCCGCGGGUCCUUCCGGCGCUGUCAGGGCCGAGACGCCGCUCGGGCUGUCGGUCCCCGCCGGGUGCCGAGUCGGGAAGCGUCUGAAGGGCGCGUCCCCGGAGUGUUUUCAUCCACCGUGCGCCUCCCUUCAGAAACCUCCAAAGCAACCUCUGUGGAUUUUUUUCCAAGCCAUCACUGUGUUUCUCUGUUAUAUUAACUUUUUGGAGGAUCACACAUUCUUUCAGAAAGUCACACAUUUUGAUAUUUCUGAUUGUAUUCUGAUGGAGAUCGUCUUUCUAAGGGAACCAAUCUGCUUUCCUGAAGAAGAGACAAAGGUAGAAAGGAUGGUGGCUGACCGGUCGAUAAAUUCUCAGCAUUCAGUGACCUUUUAUGAUGUGGCUGUGGAAUUCACCCCAGAAGAGUGGAAUUUACUGGACACAAGUCAGAGAUACCUCUACAGAGAUGUGAUGCUGGAGAACUACAGGAACUUGGCCUUCGUAGGAUGUCAGCUCUUCAUACCCAGACUGAUAUCUUGGUUAAAACAAGAAGAGCUGAGGACAGUGGAGAGUGGAGUUUUCAAACAGUGUGAAAUACGACAUAGAAGCAAACCGUCAGCACUUCAGCAGGAAUUUUUUAGGAAACAGAUAUCCGAUGGGAUACCAACGGCAAGAAGCUGCAGUGGAGGAGAACUCUGUGACUUUAAGCAAUGUGGAGAAGUCUUCCGUGAACACUCAUGCUUUAAGACACACGUGAAAACUCAAAAUCAAGGGAACACUUCUGAGUGUAAUCACUAUGGAAAAGACAUCGUUACUCUCCACAAGAAAACACCUAUUGGACAGAGACAUUCUGAGUUUGAUCAAUCUAGAAAAGUCUUCAGUCCAACUCCAAGCCUUGCUGUGCUUCUUCAAAUUCUCAAUUCAAGAAAACCCUACAAAUGUAAGGAAUGUGGAAAAGGCUUUAAAUAUCUUGCAUGCCUCGAAAAUCACUUGCAAACCCACAGUGGACAGAAACCUUAUGAAUGUAAGGAAUGUGGGAAGGCCUUCACUAGAUUCUCGGGCCUUAUUCGACAUAUAAGAACUCACACAGGAGAGAAGUCUUUUGAAUGUGCUGAGUGUGGGAAAGCCUUCCUUACUUCCUCUCAUUGUGCUAAACAUCUGAAAACUCACAGUGGAGAAAAGCUCUUCGUGUGUGAGAUAUGUGGGAAAGCAUUUAUAUGUUCCUCAUCCCUUAACAUUCACAUUCGAGCUCAUACUGGGGAGAAACCCUUUGUGUGUGAGCACUGUGGGAAAGCAUUUGCUGUUUCCUCAAGCCUAAGUAAACAUACAAGAAUUCACACUGGGGAAUAACCCUGUGCAUAUAAGGGUAUGAAUAUUUAGCCCAUGUGUUGCCGCCUUUUAAUUAUUGGCCUGGACGUCAGAGAUCACCAGAUUAGUCUUAAUUGCCUUGUGUGGGUUGUAACAGUCAUAGACUUUCCUUAGAUGUCAUCCUGAUUGUGUGAAAUAAGAACCACAGUUCCCCCCUGGAAAUUGCUUACAGGUGCUGAGUCUGAGCACUUCUGGGCUGUGGAUGGGCAGGUUGGCCUCAUCCUGGUGCUUGGACUCCUAGUGAUGGUAGCAUUAAUAAAUGCUACAUGAGAUAAAGCAAA